UUCAAUAUUUUGUUAACACAAUUCACAGAUUCGGUGGCAUCACGUAGAGGGGCAAGAAAGGAUGAGGUGGUGCAGUGAGGUGUCUGGGUCAGGUGCACAUGCACUCGCUCUCGCUCCUAUAGUUACCGCUUCCUUUUGCAACACAAGUUUUGUGUUGAAAUUACGAGAGCCUUUCUUCAAAUCCAAUUUCAAAUUCAGCAACUCCUCUUCUGUCGCUCUUAUCCAUCGUAAGUUGGUUCCCGCUGCACUAACACAGCCCUCAAGUUCAAGGGACGAUUUUGAUUUUGAUUUUGUUGUCGUCAAUUUCUACCAUUUUGUGUUCAUCCAAGACCCACUAGCUGAAGUCGCCAAACACCGUUCUUUCUUGGAAUUGGAGGGUCUCGACAUCAAUGGAAGAGUCUAUUUGAAUGAACAAGGGAUUAAUGCGCAGUAUAGUGGGCCAUCAAAAGAUGCUCUGGCGUAUGUCAACUGGUUAAGAGAGGAUAAAAGGUUUUCUGACAUCUUGGUUCAGAUAUCUCCAUCAGAAAAUGGACAUACAUUUCCAACAUUGAAGUUGCGUUAUAAGCCUUCACUAGUUCAGUUUGAAGGUGGUAUAUCACAUAUUUCAUUGCUUGAUCCUUCAAUGCGGGCAAUACCUUUAUCACCUUCAGAAUGGAGAGAUAGAUUGGAAGCAAUAAAUAAAACCAAUCUUACAGCAAAAGAUGAUCCUUACAGAAAUUACAUUCUAUUGGAUGUCAGAAAUGGUUAUGAGUGGGAUAUUGGACAUUUUCGUGGGGCUCAGCGACCUAGUGUGGACUGCUUUAGGAACACUUCAUUUGGUCUGUCUCAGGAAGAGAUCACUGCUUCAGACCCUUUAUCAAAUGUGGAUAAAGAAAAGGCAACCAUAUUGAUGUAUUGCACUGGUGGGAUUCGUUGUGAUGUAUAUUCUACAAUGCUAAGGCAGCAGGGAUUUCAGAAUUUGUAUACCCUUAAGGGAGGUGUUUCUCACUAUUUAAAGAAUGAAGGUCCUGCAGAAUGGGUAGGAAAUUUAUUUGUAUUUGACUCCCGUCUGUCUCUACCUCCUUCUAUUUACUAUACUGGAGACACAACUGAAGCACAGUUGACGACAGAUGAUAAGUUUGCAAAAUGCUACAUAUGUACUUUGGAAGUCAGUGAAUUGAGACAUAGGAACUGUGCAAAUAUUGAUUGUAAUUUGCUUUUUCUCCUUUGUAAUGCAGGUGUUGCGCAAAAUGUGUAAAGGAUCUAAGAGGUUGUUGUUGUUUAACUUGCACUACUGCUCCUCGGCUUAGACCUGUUUUGAAAGGAAUGCAGAGAUACAAAAAAUGGCACAACUAUCGGGACAUGCAUUUGCAAGGGAAAAUGAAAGUUUCAACAUGAAGGCCAUUAUAACCAAUGGAAAAAGCUAGUUCCUCUAUUUUUGUUGUUAUCCAUGUGUGCAUUGGUAUGUAUCGGAACAGUACAACUGUCGAUAAAUUCCCAUGUAUCUAGCUAUUUAGAUUUUAUUUACAGGAAUUGAAGUAUUUUUGAAUUUAUGAAGUUAGGCCUGAAAGUUUCAACUUAUGAUCAAAAGAUAAAGUAAAAGCCGUGACAGAAACAUACUGCAAAUUUAAAAAUGUGAAGUUAUGAAAUUCCAUGCAGUGUAUGACUGUAUGUAAUGGAGAACUCGUUUUUCCAGUUACCUA
Cajanus cajan (pigeon pea) is the source of this 1682-nucleotide messenger RNA. Its product is annotated as Rhodanese/Cell cycle control phosphatase superfamily protein. The record is from RefSeq and is a predicted model, not a curated record. NCBI's taxonomy places the organism in Eukaryota, Viridiplantae, Streptophyta, Magnoliopsida, Fabales, Fabaceae.